This is a messenger RNA of Dipodomys ordii (Ord's kangaroo rat), 912 nucleotides long. RefSeq names its product RNA binding motif protein, X-linked-like 2 (gene Rbmxl2). NCBI's taxonomy places the organism in Eukaryota, Metazoa, Chordata, Mammalia, Rodentia, Heteromyidae. The transcript is spliced from 2 exons. Gene Ontology annotation, molecular function: RNA binding. The record is from RefSeq and is a predicted model, not a curated record. The coding region runs from base 1 to 912 and encodes 303 amino acids. Gene Ontology annotation, biological process: positive regulation of mRNA splicing, via spliceosome. Gene Ontology annotation, cellular component: spliceosomal complex.
AUGGUCGAGGCCGACCGCCCGGGGAAGCUCUUCAUCGGGGGCCUCAACCCCGAGACGGACGAGAAAGCCCUGGAGACGGCGUUUGGGAAGUAUGGCCGCAUCUCCGAGGUGCUCCUGAUGAAGGACCGGGAGACCGCCAAGUCCAGGGGCUUCGCCUUCGUCACCUUCGAGAGCCCCGCCGACGCCAAGGCCGCCGCCCGCGAUAUGAACGGCAAGUCCCUGGAUGGUAAGGCCAUCAAGGUGGCCCAGGCCACCAAGCCGGCGUUCGAGAGCAACCGGCGCGGCCCGCCGCCGCCCCGCAGCCGCGGCCGCCGCGAUCGCUACGCGGGCCCGCCUCGUCGGGAGCCGCCGCCGCUGCGCCGCGACCCUUACCUGGGGCCGCGGGAGGAGGGCUACUCGCCCCGCGACGGCGGCUACUCGAGCCGAGACUAUCUGAGCGCCCGCGACCCCCGCGAUUUCGCCCCGUCUCCCCGCGACUACGCCUACCGCGACUACGGCCACUCCAGCGCGCGCGACGACUGUCCAUCCCGAGGCUACUGCGACCGAGACGGCUACGGCGGGCGCGACCGCGACUACGUGGACCACCCGAGUGGAGGCUCCUACCGCGACCCCUUCGAGAGUUACGAGGAUCCGCGCAGCGCCGCCCCAGCGCGGGGCCCGCCGCCAUCCUACGGAGCGGGCCGCUACGACGACUACCGAGGCUGCUCGCCCGACGUGUACGGAGGUGGCGGCCGCGACGGCUAUGGAGGUGGCCGUGGUGACCGCUACUCCGGAGGCCGCGACCGGUCCCUAGAAAGGGGUUGUCCCCCCUUGCGUGAUUCCUACAGCCGUUCGGGCCGCAGAGAGCCCCCCAGGGGCGGAGGCCGCCUGGGAAGCCGCUCGGAGAGAGGGGGAGGCCGGAGCAGAUACUAA